This is a messenger RNA of Rhagoletis pomonella (apple maggot), 740 nucleotides long. RefSeq names its product protein FAM207A. The record is from RefSeq and is a predicted model, not a curated record. Gene Ontology annotation, biological process: maturation of SSU-rRNA from tricistronic rRNA transcript (SSU-rRNA, 5.8S rRNA, LSU-rRNA). The transcript has 2 exons. Bases 94 to 687 code for a protein of 197 amino acids. Gene Ontology annotation, cellular component: preribosome, small subunit precursor; nucleolus; 90S preribosome. Lineage: Eukaryota; Metazoa; Arthropoda; Insecta; Diptera; Tephritidae.
UUUUUUACAUACCUAGAGUUGACCUUUCCAUUCCUACACUACGCUUGUAAGGCGAAAUAAACAAAUUGAUCGUGGGCAGUAAAAAUUGCAAAAAUGGGAAAAGUUAACAAAAACAUUCGCGCAAAGGCCAAAGCAGCAGCUGCUAAAGCGGCCGGCGCUACCAAUAACAUCAAAUCAAAAAUUUCAGCAGUAGCCAAGUCAGAUGAAUCGAGUAUGACUGAGGAGAAGCUCCUCUUGCCGAAAACGCCAACGGUCAAGAAAAAAGCUAUUACCAAACGUGACAAGGUGCGACAGAAGCACAAACAACUUAUGAAUAAGUUUGCAUUACUAAAAAAGAAACGGAAGGAGGAAGCUGCGCGCAAAAAUCGUGAAAAGACUGCUGUGAUUGGUGAUUUGAAGCCCUUAAAGGACGCGCUGCCAUCCUUAGAUGAGCUCUUCAAAUUGAGCAAACAAAAGUCGGAUAUUAAAACCGGUAUAAAAAACAUUGAUGAAUCUACUCAGAGUAAUCAAAAAGGAAGGGAGGAAAAGAAACUGAAUGUUAAGCAAAAAUUAAAAAAGAAAAAGGAGAAAUUCAUAAGACAGGUCUCAUCCUACCAGGCUUUACUUAAAGAUCCAGAUUUCAAAAAAAAUCCACGUGAUGCUAUUUCUUAUCAUAUUAAAUAUAAACAUGGACUUAUUGAUGAGUAAAUUGUAAUAUAAAUUUUAUGGUGUAAUAAAUCUAUAUUGUACAUAUAUUAAAA